Molecule: messenger RNA, 2155 nt
Organism: Callorhinus ursinus (northern fur seal)
Lineage: Eukaryota; Metazoa; Chordata; Mammalia; Carnivora; Otariidae
Gene: CARD9
Product: caspase recruitment domain family member 9
Biological process (GO): positive regulation of canonical NF-kappaB signal transduction; regulation of apoptotic process
Cellular component (GO): cytoplasm
Molecular function (GO): CARD domain binding
Source: RefSeq, a predicted model, not a curated record
GCAAGACUUCCACUUUCCUCCGCCCCGCCUCCCGGGCCCUGCCAGGCAGACGAAUCAGAAGGCAGGCCCAGGGACUGGCUCCCUUGGGCAGGACCUGCCGGGCUCCGUGGAGCUAACCAGCACAGCACCAUCAGGAAGUGCACAGCUUUCCUCCCGGGCUCUGCCAGCCAGCCAGCAGCACCUCCUCCUGUUCAUCGGAUCGGGCUGGCCCAGGCUGACCAGUGUCCCACCGUGCAGGUGCCUCUCCGGGACCCUGAGCCGCGGCCACCGCCAUGUCAGACUACGAGAACGAAGACCAGUGCUGGAAUGCUCUGGAGAGCUUCCGCGUGAAGCUCAUCUCUGUCAUCGACCCCUCGCGCAUCACACCCUACCUGAGGCAGUGCAAGGUGCUGAACCCCGACGACGAGGAGCAGGUGCUCAGUGACCCCAACCUAGUCAUCCGCAAGCGGAAAGUCGGCGUGCUCCUGGACAUCCUGCAGCGGACCGGCCACAAGGGCUACGUGGCCUUCCUUGAGAGCCUGGAGCUCUACUACCCACAGCUCUACAAGAAGGUCACGGGCAAGGAGCCCACCCGUGUCUUCUCCAUGAUCAUCGACGCAUCCGGGGAGUCGGGCCUGACACAGCUGCUGAUGAGCGAGGUGCUGAAGCUGCAGAGGAAAGUGCAGGACCUGACCCAGCUGCUGAGCUCCAAGGACGACCUCAUCAAGGAGCUGCGGGUGAAGGACAGCCUGCUCCGCAAGCACCAGGAGCGCGUGCAGCGGCUCAAGGAGGAAUGUGAGGCGGGCAGCCGUGAGCUCAAGCGUUGCAAGGAUGAAAACUAUGACCUGGCCAUGCGCCUGGCCCGCCAGAGCGAGGAGAAGGGCGCCGCGCUCAUGCGCAGCCGCGACUUGCAGCUGGAGAUUGAGCGGCUAAAGCACAGCCUCAUGAAGGCGGAGGAUGACUGCAGGGUGGAGCGCAAGCACACGCUGAAGCUCAGGCACGCCAUGGAGCAGCGGCCCAGCCAGGAGCUGAUGUGGGAACUGCAGCAGGAGAAGACACUGCUGCAGUCGCGCGUGCGGGAGCUGGAGGCCACCGUGCAGGAGGGGAAGCCAGACAAGAGCAGUCCCUACAUCCAGGUGCUGGAGGAGGACUGGCGACAGGCACUGCAGGAGCACCAGGAGCAAGCCAACACCAUCCUCUCUCUGCGCAAGGACCUACGGCAGGGCGAGGCUCUGCGUGCCCGGUGCGUGGAGGAGAAAGAGAUGUUCGAGCUGCAGUGCCUGGCCCUCCGGAAGGACUCCAAGAUGUACAAGGACCGCAUCGAGGCCAUCCUGCAGCAGAUGGAGGAGGUGGCCAUCGAGAGGGACCAGGCCAUCACCACGCGGGAGGAACUGCACGCACAGCACUCGCGAAGCCUGCAGGAGAAGGACGCGCUGCGGAAGCAGGUCCGGGAGCUGGCCGAGAAGGCAGACGAGCUACAACUCCAGCUCUUCCAGUGUGAGGGCCAGCUGCUGGCCGUGGAGGGCAGGCUCAAGCGGCAGCAGCUGGACACGCUCAUCCUGAGCUCUGACCUGGAGGACAGCUCACCCAGGAACUCCCAGGAGCUCUCACUCCCCCUGGACCUGGAGGCCGUCCAGCUCUCAGACAAAGCCUCAGGCCUGCCGCCAGCCUCCAAGGGAGGCAAAAGAGGACCAGCUGGUGCAGAAGUGAGGGAGCAGGUCAGUCUAACGCUGCCCAGAGACCUGAGCUUCAGGCCACGGAGCCCACCAUGCGGACAGGCGGGCAGGACCCAGCAGGCAGUGAAUGGCGGCCCGGCCAACAGGAGCAGCCCGCAGCAGCCCUUUGUGGCUCUGCAGGAGGAGCAGCUUCCACUGACUUCCAACGACGCGGGCCUGAGCGGCGGGGAGCCCCCGGAGAAGGAGCGGCGGCGCCUCAAGGAGAGCUUCGAGAACUACCGCAGGAAGCGCGCCCUCAGGAAGAUGCAGCACGGCUCGAGGCAGGGCGAGGUGGACUGGGACAACACCACGGGCAGUGACAACACGGACACCGAGGGCUCCUAGCCGGCCCAGCCGGAGGGGCGCCGGGAGCACGCGCCGGGACUCGCACACGCGUGCUCUAGCUCUGCGUGCAGGGGUGUCAAAUGCAGUUCCAUAAAUAAACGACCGGGGUCCCCGUA